Haliotis rubra (blacklip abalone) is the source of this 4966-nucleotide messenger RNA. Its product is annotated as RNA-binding protein Pasilla-like. The record is from RefSeq and is a predicted model, not a curated record. Gene Ontology annotation, biological process: regulation of alternative mRNA splicing, via spliceosome; mRNA splicing, via spliceosome. Gene Ontology annotation, cellular component: cytoplasm; nucleus. Gene Ontology annotation, molecular function: mRNA binding. NCBI's taxonomy places the organism in Eukaryota, Metazoa, Mollusca, Gastropoda, Lepetellida, Haliotidae.
UCGUGACUCAUGCGCCGUCUGCUGCGUUACCCCACGAGAACUGGGCGAACUCAGGAUGGCUCUCAACUACGACGGGAUGAACGGGUCAGAAAUGGACACUUCAGACUCGAGAAAAAGGCCUUUGGACGGGGAAACAGAAAAUGGGGUCACCAAGAGAUCGAACCAAGGAGGAGGAGAAAACAUCCAUCUCAAAAUCCUCGUGCCCAGUAUAGCAGCAGGAGCCAUCAUUGGAAAAGGUGGGGAAACCAUUGCCCAAGUCCAGAAAGAGGCCGGAGCCCGUGUAAAAAUGUCCAAGGCAAAUGAUUUCUAUCCAGGAACAACAGAAAGAGUGUGCCUCAUCAUGGGUCCCGUCGAUGCUGUUCGUAGAGUUCACAAUUUCAUAAUGGAAAAAAUCCGGGAAAAACCAGACCCCAACCCCAAACUUGACGAAACCAAGACCACAUUCGAGAGACAUCGUCAGGUGAAAAUCCUUGUACCAAACAGCACAGCUGGGAUGAUUAUAGGAAAGGCUGGAAACUUUAUCAAGCAAAUUAAGGAAGAAAGUGGAGCUUAUGUGCAGAUUUCUCAAAAGUCUAAGGAAACUAACUUACCUGAGCGUUGUGUGACGGUAGCAGGUGACUUAGAAUCUAACCGAAAAGCCAUGGAUAUGAUUCUACAGAAGAUUGUUGAAGAUCCACAAAGUGGAAGUUGUCCCAAUAUUAGCUAUGCAGAUUAUACGGGUCCCGUUGCCAGUGCCAAUCCAACUGGUUCACCAUUUGCUAACACCACGUUCAUACAGAACCGCAGUCCAGAGAUGGCUAUUAGUAACAAUAACUUCGCUGGCGGAGGGUUCGGUUUCGGGGUGAACGGAAACGCACCUGCGGGGUUCAACAACAAUGUUGGUGUAAACUUCAACUUGAACGCUGCUGCCGUUGCAGGAGGUGGGGCCAUGUCUGGUGCUGCCAUAGACAACCUAAAGCUGACACUUCGCAACAGUGGCUUCACUGAUCAGGCUACCGAGGAGAUCAGUGCAGCCAUGAGCACACUAGCAAAUUAUGGAAUUCUGGGUAUGGGCCUUGGAAUAGGUGCGUUAGGAAAUAUCGCCCCAUCUAACCUUGGUGGAGCGACUGGCCUUGGUGGACUGAGUUUGGGCACGCCUACUAUCGGAGCCACAAGCAUGAUGGCUAGCUCUACUACAACAACUAGCAGUGUAUCAAAUGCUUUCCUUAACACUAGUAAUAACUCAACUAGUGCCACAAGCCUAUUUGGUCCAGUUGGAAGCGGCUCCUCUGGACUUGGUAGUUCCGGUUCUACUGGGGCCAGCUCUAGUCUGUUUGGGAGCUCUUCCCCCAGUAUAGGCAAUGAGAGGUAUGGGAGCAGCCCUAUGUUAAAUGAUUCCUUCACUAGCACAGUCAAUUAUCAAAAUGCUGCCCCAUUUUCAACUGGAGAUAGAUCACCGAAUAUGAACCAAAAUUCUUUUGGACUUGGAACAGGGAUGUACAGUCCAACUGAUGAUAAAGCAGCUGGAACCACCAAACAGGAAAUCGAAGUGUCCGAGAGUAUUGUGGGUGCAAUACUUGGACCAGGAGGAAAAGGAAUAGUUGAAAUUCAGCAGUUUACUGGAAGUAAUAUUCAAAUCUCCAAAAAGGGAGUGUAUGCCCCUGGCACCCGUAACCGCAUAGUCUCCAUCACUGGAACGCCAUCCAAUAUCACCAAAGCACAGUACAUGAUCCAACAGCGUAUUCAGCAGGAGGAAUUCAAGAGAGCUCGCCAAGCUUCAGCUCGUUAGUCGUCUCGCGAUCAUCUGUGGGGACUAUAGAUAUCUAUCAUGGCGACUGUAAGUUUGAUGCCUUUGUUUUACCCCUACAUGGCAUAAUGGCCCCAAGUGAUUUAUUUGCAUUCAAGUGAUUUCUUGUACAUUGGCAUUGCAUGUUCAUCCCACUAUAUCCAACACCACACAUCGAUUGAACUUUAUCUGUUUCCGCCAUUAGACUUCUGUAUAUACCAAUCAAUCCGAUCUCAGCCGUGUCGUUUUUCACAGACUUAAACUCAAUCAACUCACAGACUGAUAAGAAAACUCUCAUAAUGCUCUCAUCGUUACCAAGCCGAUGAAACCUUGCCCAACUUCAGAGAAGUAUGUUAGAUGCAUAUUGGACUAUCGGCUGCUUUCGUUUUAUCGAUUACACCAACACAUUCGGGACAUGCUGUCCAUUGGUCAUGGAAUGUCAUCCAGGUGGUGUUUUUAUUAGACUUUUCAAGCAUACUCUCCACUUUCCAAAACAAGCCUUUCAUAGAAAGGUAUUCUAUAUUAUAAUAGUUAUACUAUCACAUUUAUCAUGCAACAGAAAUUGUAUUAUAUAUACAUGUGUACCUAAAUGGAUUAUUGUAUGAUGUACAAAAGCUACUGUUUUAGUCAAAUGAUUGUUAUUAUUUAACUCAAGUUGUUAACCACGUUUCAUGUACAUGAUCUAAUCACUGGUAAACUGUAAUUAAGAAGGAGUCAUAUUUAUUUUGAACCAUGGACAGAAGUUAUGUAGAGUCAUUGUUUCCUUAAUAGCAUGAAUUCAUUGUGUGCGUUGUAACCAGGGAAGAGUGUUUUCCAACUGAACGGGUAUACUUUCUUCCACUCGCCUUAUUCUUUUCUUUCAUUUCUUUUUUUUUUUUUUCAUCCGUUCUUUAAUCCUUCUGUGUGGAGUUGUUAAGAGUUGGAAAAGGUUUCUGUGUGUCUGUCAUGUAGUUCAUUCUUUCUCCUCUGUCGCUCUUCUCUCACUUCCUCUCACUCUUUGCCUGGUAUCAUAUAACUGCAUGUUGUGCAAGCAGCUGGUGAUUUCACCUUACUAUCUGUUUCCUGUCUCUGACUCAUGGAUGGAUAGGCCACGCAUUUUUACCAUGAGAUCUGCAGUUGUCAUAGCCCGAUGUCUUUCCUCAUUAAGGUGGAAUCUUCUGUGUGGAGGCUGGAAGAGGCACCUUUAUGCCAACUCGGAUGUAAUACGCGUUGGCAGAGUUACACUGGGAUCGUGGUCGUGAAUGAACGAGAUGAUAAUCCUCCUACCUUUUCGCCACCAUAUUGUUUUUCCAGUCUGAUUUGUGAUAUUGUAAUAUAUAUAAUGUUAUUGUAUACAUUAGUCGUAGAAAUACCCCAGAUAUGUGGUACCUUAUUUUUGGAAAAGAUAUUGCAGUGGCUGGAAGUUACAAGGAUUAUGGUUCGUUCAUAAGGUGGGCUUUCUGAAAACCUCUCUUGAAAAUGAGUACAUAAGAUGGAGAGUUCAUCUGGAAUUUUUUUUGCCAGUUUCGAAACAUGGCUCAUUGAAAGACUAACUUUGUACUGCAGCAGACGGAAACCCAACCAAAGCAAUAUAUCAGUUGCUGUCCUUAACCAGUAUUCAUAGACUUGUUAUGUGUUCUGGAAUUAUUAUUGUGCAUGAGGGUGGUGAGUUGACACGUUUUAGUCGUUAUUAUGUAGUUUAAUUUGCACAUAACACUGUCUAGGGAGCGGUUCCAAAUUUAUUGUCAUAAUAUUCACCAAGAAAAAAGGAGCAUCUAGAUUUUAAGCAUAACAAGAAAGAGAAAGAGACAGAUUUUGUUUUAUUUGUAGUGUUCCCUCCAUUUGGUUUUACUGGAAGAAAAUUGACAGAGGAAAACGUUACUUUGAAUUAGUUUGGGUGGAAAUUUGUUUUGAUUGGUUAUGGUAAUUUUAAAACAUUUUGAUGUUUUUGGAUGGCAUGUGCAGAUGGUAUUUUGUGGGCUUUUUUAAUCACUGUUUUAAUGUAUCACUCUUUGCUGGUGUGGACACCAAGUUGCCAAUUUGCCGUUUGACCUGAGUUGUUGUUCAGCCACUGAUUGUGGCUUUUAUUUAUUAAAUUGGUUAAUGAUUUGUUGGUUCAGAAUUGGGAAUUGUGUGGUAGGUUUAACUAAAGGGAGGGAACCCUAUUUAUUUAUUUUUUUCCUGCGUGUUGGUCAGGGGAGGCUCUCUACAUUAUGUACUCUCUCUCCUGUUAUAGCUUUUUAUUUGGUACAUAAACGUACACAAGACGUGCACAUGGUUGUGCCUUGGUAUUUGCCACAGUGUGUGACAUCAAUGAAAUUCAAAUGUCGAUAGCAGGGAACAGACUGCCUAUUUAUUCAUUAUGUAGGGACAAACAUGAAAUAUACAUGUUCAGGUCCAUCAAUUUCUAAGAUGCAUGCAUUAUAAUUAUAUACAUAUAUAUAUUGUCAAAAGCAUCGUCAGUUCAUGGCUACAGAUUUUACCUAUAUAUUUUAUUUGAAGAUUGUUAUUUAUUUUUUAAUUCAUACCUUGCUUGCUAGGAAGUAACAUUUAGUACGUUUCAUUGUCUUCAUUUGCUGUUGUAUCAUGAAUUGGCUGUCUGUUACCUGCAGUGUUGACAAGUUGCCAUCACUCGCUGUCAUUGUUACAACUUAAAGGGGCUGUGUUCAGACGAAGCCCAGGUGUCAUUUUCCUAGACUUUAAUUAUUUAUAAUACAUUUCAUACAUUGUUCAUGAGAAAUACCACCUAUUUAUUAAAAUCUGCUUACAAGCUGUCACAUCGUCCUUUCUCGGGCAUACAGAGCACAAUAUAUUUACUUACAGAACAUUUGACAUGGUUGAAGCACUAUACAUAACACAUAAACAUUCUUUAAUUUUCAGUGUUUGAUUGUAAAUUAUCAUCAAAGAUCAUUCUUAGACUGUGAUAUUUCCUCCAAUAGUUUUGAAUUCAGGAAAUGGCAUAUACCAUGGAUUGAGCCAUUUUUCAGCAUGUAUACAUAUUUAUAUCAGUCUUGAAAUUGUGAUCAUUUGUGACAAGUUCUUGAAUGAACAUUGUUGACUACAAGUGAACAUGCAUUAUGUAAUGUGUACAUGAAUUUGUCUGAUGUUGGGGAAUGGACUUUGCAUGGACACAGCCCCCGUUAAUUGACUGCAAAUACCAUGUCUCUUACCUGGUCAUUAUAUGCAGUUCUAAAUAAGUUCAAUAAAGCUGAACAAAGCUUA